Messenger RNA from Harmonia axyridis, 2450 nucleotides. Its product is annotated as zinc finger protein GLI4-like. Gene Ontology annotation, molecular function: DNA-binding transcription factor activity, RNA polymerase II-specific; zinc ion binding; RNA polymerase II cis-regulatory region sequence-specific DNA binding. The transcript is spliced from 6 exons. Bases 314 to 1957 code for a protein of 547 amino acids. Gene Ontology annotation, biological process: regulation of transcription by RNA polymerase II. The record is from RefSeq and is a predicted model, not a curated record. Gene Ontology annotation, cellular component: nucleus. NCBI's taxonomy places the organism in Eukaryota, Metazoa, Arthropoda, Insecta, Coleoptera, Coccinellidae.
AUCUAGGGCCCAUAAAUAUCAUAUACAUAUGUGUUUAUCACAUGUGUUCAAACGGCUUCUCUGCGACAUCGCCGAGAAUAGCCGAGACUUUCCGAUGUCUUGAGGCACCCUUAAUUAAUAAGUGACUAACACUUCUUCUCAUUAGCAUACUGAGCUUAAUCUGCGUACUUCACACAUCUAAUUUAUGAAUUUGACAGAAUGACUGGCGCUGUGAUGUUUGUUAUGUAAUCGAGAAGGUGUUGAGAAGUGAUCACAAUAAUUCGCAUCCAGCUUCGUUUUGUUUUUAGUGAAUUUGUUUGUUUUUUUUUUUGAGAUGCUGUCGAAAGAUUUCGAGCUAACCGAUCAACUCUAUAAUCCAAUCAACAAUCUCACGCAGAUGGAACUAAUGGAAAAAUUUAACAUAGCCUUCUACGAAGGCCAGAAUCUUUCAAGGUACGAGAUAUCGAAGGUUUUCGAAGAAUACACCCCUUCUCCAACUUUCGAGAAACCCCCAACUCCAGUCGAAGACGACCAUAUCCCCAUAGAUAUCCUGGUGGACUACCUCACAGAACCGGACACUCCAACGACCAAUUUCGACUUUGAUUUUGAAGAUCUCAACAACACCUUAGAGUUUACAGCCCCAAAUAAGCGCCAACCGAGUGUUUCAGAGUCCGAAUCUUAUGCCGAUUCAGAAACAUAUGUAACAGAUUCAGAUUACAGGUCUGGAUCGGUCAGAGAUGACACCUCUCAGUUUUCUGAGCUGUUUAACGCCGGGCCUCAGGAAGCUCAGCAGUCGAACAAUCUGCUGGAUAACUUGGACCUGGACGAUAUAUGCGAGAGUUUGUCUAACAAUUCUUUCGAUUUCAAUGAGUUGUCUUACGAUAUUAGCGAUUUUAACAAUGGUGGCUUAUCGGAUAUGGGCAUUGAAAGGACGAAUCUGGAGUUCAACCAGUUUCUUAGGAGUGUGCCUGCCGACGAUUUGAGUUUUUCUGCAUCGGAUAGUUUGGUCAAGAACGAAUUCGGACAUUUGAUCAGGAAUAGAUGCGGCAACAACAAUAUUUCCUCAAAUUAUAUGUACAUAAACGAUAACAGUCAAUAUGGUGCUUUAUCGGACAACCAGUCCGUCAUUUCCCAGAGUGAAAAUUUGAUAAUUGGCGAUCCUUUUUUGGACACAACACUUUUGAACGAUGAAAGCCACCAAUCCAUCUGUCAAGAAGAAAACUCUUUUCACUCAGCUUCGGAAAGUGAGGACAAUGUGGGACUGUCUUGCAAAUGGGAAAACUGUUUUCAGGUAUAUCCGAGUCAGAUGAGUCUGGUCAAACACAUCGAAAAAUCUCAUGUGGAAUUCAAAAAAUCUGGAGACGAGUUCGUUUGUUAUUGGUUGAACUGUCCUAGAAAAGUGAAGCCUUUCAAUGCCAGAUACAAGUUGUUGAUUCACAUGAGGGUUCAUAGUGGAGAAAAACCAAAUAAAUGUCCGUUCAAAGGAUGUACGAAGGCAUUCUCCAGAUUAGAAAACUUGAAGAUCCACCAAAGAAGUCAUACAGGAGAAAGGCCAUACAUGUGUCAGUUUCCCAGUUGUCCUAAAAGCUUCUCGAAUAGCUCGGAUAGGGCUAAACAUCAAAGAACACACUUCGAUACGAAACCUUACGGAUGUCAAGUACAGGGUUGCACAAAGAAAUAUACUGAUCCGAGUAGUCUGAGGAAGCAUGUUAAAAACCACAGCAUAGAAGAACAGCUUCAAUUGAAGAACCGGUCACCGGAAGAAUACCCUACAAGAAUACCUCCAGCAGUUUUGAGUGGAUCUUGCCGGAUGGAUCAUUCCAAACAACAAAAAACAGAAACUGUUCGACAUUAUACGACUUUUGAGCACAACUAUUCUAAUACACAAUCGGAAGUUAGGAAAUCAAUCACAAACGAGAUCAAACGAGACCUCAAAAACAAAAUUAGCCAAAGGAAUAAUUUGUAUCUUUUGAAAUGAUUCAAUUUUAUACCUUGUGAUCGAUAUGACCCAAAAGUAGAAAAAACUUCCAAAUCAGAUCAAGCUGAAAUGUAAUGCUUUGUUUCCAAUGAAUUUUGGGGUUGAAAUAAUUUAAUAUGACUAUUUCAUUAUGAUCUUAUUGCCAAAAAAUUUAAUAUAUGUGACCAAAUGCAUUAUAAAUUAUUCUGCCAAAUACGAUAAACGCCAAUAAUUGUUAUUCGUACGAAUGAUACAAUUUAUAUUUUUAUUUAUACAUAUUUCAAAGUUCUACGAGAACUUGAUAGCGAAGAAAAAUGAAUAAUUAUUUUUGUAUGAAUAUAAUAGGUUUUGUAAAUAAUAGUUUUCACCAUAAGAAUUGUAUAUAGAAGUUUCUUAUGAAACUUAACCGAGUGUUUCAAUCCAGUCACUAAAUUUAAGAUGAUCUCAAUGGGGACUCAAAAAUCCUCGUUAGUUGUAACAUAAUUUGUAUAUAAUUUGUAUUAAGAAUAUAAGU